Molecule: messenger RNA, 1399 nt
Organism: Nasonia vitripennis (jewel wasp)
Lineage: Eukaryota; Metazoa; Arthropoda; Insecta; Hymenoptera; Pteromalidae
Exons: 3
Coding region: 69-869 (266 amino acids)
Source: RefSeq, a predicted model, not a curated record
CAGUAGUCUUCAUUUUUUUUCACGAUCAACAUGUUUUGAGGUUAUUUCGGCAGAGGCUGGCAUCGGCGAUGCAGCCGUUAAAAUUCUUGGUGUCGCCCGGAAAUUCGAAGUUUAUCACGGGACGGAAUCGUCAAACAGGCCUGCGGUUACUUGGUUCGCAAUGCAACGUUGCGCAGAGCGGAGAGAAGAGCGAGGAUUGCAAAAUCGUUCCUUGUUGGAGCGAGAGGAACGCGGCGGACGCCUACGAGCGAGAGCUGACCCAGGUGCGCAAGAAGGCGAUCGACCUCCAGAUCCUGACAAAAAACUCGUGCAAAUCUCUGUUGGAUUCGAUGAACGCAGUGGACAAUGAACCUUCACCCGAAUUGCGUCAACUGGACUUGGAAAUCGAGCGGAAGAUCCGCGAGAUAAGCAGCAUGAGCCUCGUCUGCGGCGCCAGAAAACGACUCGAGAGCUACGCCCUGGCCGAGAAGGUCGCCGCGAACCUGCAGGUGUGGCUCUGCGGAAACGCGGCUGGCGUGCGUUGCGUCGAGUGUCGCCUCGGAGAGCUGGAGUGUCGGAUUCGCGAGCGCACCGACACGGCCGUGGAGAUGGUGCGCACCUGCAGGGGCUGCGUCUCGAGCCAAGCGCUUCUGAGCUGCCUCGGCGAUGCCAGCGCCGCAGCGGCUCGCCUGCUGGAGACUGGCGAGGAGCACGUGAAAAGCGAGGUGGACAACGUCGAGCAGCUCUGUGACCGGUUCAGACUCGAGAACGCGAAGGAACGGGAGAGGGUCACGAGUCCCCUUGUCAGCGAGCUCGCCUCCUUCGAUCGAGACUUGGACAGCUGCAUCGAGGAGCUAGACUCUGCUACUGACCGUCGAAGAAAGCGGUAGACAUCCUGCUGCUGGGACUGGCCGGGACGGAGACGGUGGCGGUAGCCGGGCCCGAGAGGAAGGCCCGCUUGACCUUGUUCCACUUGGAGUCCUGCCUGUGAAGCUGCCUCGGCUGAUGCGUCGCGUCGUCCGUCGACGGCGAGUUGUUGUUGUCGUUGCUCGUCGAAGCCGCGGACUCUGGCGACGAGAGGAGGCUGCGCAGCUCCUCGCUCGACGGCACCGUGAUCCUCAGGGUAGGGGUCAGUCGCAGAUGCUGCUGCUGGGCGAUCCUCUCCGCGUCCUGGAGCAGCGUGUCCGCCGACGAGUCGAGACUGCUCGACAGCGAGUAGCCGUCCUCGCUGCGGAUGCUGCCCCGGUUGAUCCUCUCUCGGCGCGACUGGAUCAUAUCCUUGACCAUGGCCCAGGGAGUUUUGGCAGCUGUUGCUCUCGUUUCCUGCGCAGUCAGUAGGCCGGCUCUUUUACAUGUACUGUCGAUUCACCGGAUUCAAUAAAGCGCACGCGACGUUCAACGCAGAAACAUAACGUGUAAA